UCUCUCCAUUUUGGCCGCAGGUGGAGCCGCAGGCGGGACCGGGGGAGCAGCGGAGCGGAGGCGUCUGAUCCCCCCGCCUCGGGCGGACAUGGCGGGCCUGGAGGUGCUGUUCGCGUCGGCCGCGCCCUCCCUCACCUGCGCGCAGGACGCGCUCGUCUGCUUCCUGCACUGGGAGCUGGUGACGCACGGCUACUCUGGCCUGGGCGCCGGCGACCAGCCAGGGCCCAACGAUAAGAAGUCAGAACUUCUGCCUGCCGAGUGGAACAAAAACAAAGAUCUGUAUGUUCUCCGGUAUGAGUCCAAGGAUGGAUCCAAAAAGCUCCUCAUGAAGGCUGUCACUGUGGAGAACAGCAUGAUCAUCAACGUGCUGGAAUAUGGCUCACAGCAAGUGUCAGACUUGACCCUGAACUUGGAUGAUUAUAUUGAUUCAGAACACUUGGUUGACUUCCACAGGGCCUACAAGAAUAGUGAAGAACUGCGGUCUCGUAUCAUAUCUGGAAUCAUCACACCAAUUCAUGAGUACAGGGACAAGGAUAGAGUGAGCAGUCCCCACCGGGAGUUUCCCCCUGCCACUGCCAGAGAGGUGGAUCCACUUCGGAUUCCUCCUUACCAUCCACACACCAGCCGGCAGCCUCCCUGGUGUGAUCCCCUGGGCCCAUUUGCUGUCGGAGGAGAGGACCUAGACCCCUUUGGGUGCCGGAGGGGUGGCAUGAUAGUGGACCCCCUGAGAUCUGGCUUCCCGAGAGCACCUAUCGACCCAUCUUCUGGUCUUCCAAACCGGCUUCCUCCAGGCGCUGUGCCCCCCGGAGCUCGCUUUGACCCCUUUGGGCCCACUGGAACUAGCCCAUCUGGACCUAACCCCGACCACCUGCCCCCGCCUGGCUACGAUGACAUGUUUCUGUGAAGGCCUCAAGAAUGUAACAACCCGGAUUUUCCUCCACUCUCCUGGAGCUGCUGCCACGGACCCUCUUAGCACCUAUAUUCUUGUAGCCAGGGAGUUUCGGCACUGGUAGGCUGACUGGUUGUCUCCCCGCCCAUCAGUUCCAAAACACCUGUUGCCACUUACCACCUGGCUGCACGUAGGUCCCAAGGAGAAAUCCGUGCCUCCAUCAUUACCAGCUCCUCCCCACUCCCCAUGAGAGACUCCAGCAGCAGAUGUCCUCUACCCAGUGCGAUCCCGGUUGCAGCGCUAUAAGAACAGAACGCAUUUUGGAUGUUAUUAUUAAGAACCAAAUGUCAAAACAAAAA
Suncus etruscus (white-toothed pygmy shrew) is the source of this 1248-nucleotide messenger RNA. RefSeq names its product proteasome inhibitor subunit 1 (gene PSMF1). Gene Ontology annotation, biological process: proteasome-mediated ubiquitin-dependent protein catabolic process. Gene Ontology annotation, molecular function: proteasome binding; endopeptidase inhibitor activity. The record is from RefSeq and is a predicted model, not a curated record. Lineage: Eukaryota; Metazoa; Chordata; Mammalia; Eulipotyphla; Soricidae. The coding region runs from base 89 to 904 and encodes 271 amino acids. The transcript has 7 exons.